Lycium ferocissimum is the source of this 2196-nucleotide messenger RNA. RefSeq names its product CBL-interacting serine/threonine-protein kinase 14-like. The record is from RefSeq and is a predicted model, not a curated record. The coding region runs from base 447 to 1823 and encodes 458 amino acids. Lineage: Eukaryota; Viridiplantae; Streptophyta; Magnoliopsida; Solanales; Solanaceae. Gene Ontology annotation, biological process: protein phosphorylation; signal transduction. The transcript has a single exon. Gene Ontology annotation, molecular function: protein kinase activity; ATP binding.
ACGUACAUCACAAUUUCCCAUCAGAAUCUUCUCUCUUCAAAAAAAACAUUUGCUUCAAAGAAAAACCAAAUAUAUCUUCUUUUUAUUGCAUUUCUAGCCAUAGCCCAUUCUCUACAUUUUUAUCAAUUUUCGCAUCAGAAACUUCAUCCCCCCCUCUCUUCAAAAAACCUUUGCUUCAAAUAAACCCAAACACAUAUCUUCUUUCUUUUGCAUUUCUAGCCAUAGCCAUUCUCUACACUUUUUAGCAUUUUCCCCUCCAUCCUCAGUGAUUUUUUAUUUCUGGGUUUGAUUGACGAAAAGGGUUGCCAGAAAGUUUUUACAUUUCUAGCCAUAGCCAUUCUUGAUUUUCCGAUAUCGAGCAAAUUUUAGUUUGCUCGGUGUUUUAAUGCAAAGGGUAGAAAAAAUUCACAAAAGGGUUACUGUUUUUCUCUUCUGUGGUUAUAGUUAUGCAAGAGAUCUUAGAUAACUAUGAAAACAGUCAAUCCCUACUCUCAGCCGCCUCACGCGCUGACACACGCCCCCCACGCUCCGCGGAAGGGGAAUUAACUCCAGCGGAUGACGUCAGCACAAACCUUUUUGACAAAUACGAGCUGGGCAAACUCCUUGGUUGCGGCGCGUUUGGCAAAGUGUAUCAUGCAAGAGACCUUGAGACAGAAAAAAGUGUUGCAAUUAAGGUGGUCUCCAAACAGAAAAUACUCAAAGGUGGUCUGACGGCGCACGUUAAGAGAGAAAUCUCUAUCAUGCGCCGAUUGCGUCACCCAAAUAUCGUGCGCCUACAUGAAAUUCUAGCAACAAAGAAGAAAAUAUAUUUCGUGUUGGAAUAUGCUAAAGGAGGUGAGCUUUUUGCAAAGCUAUCUAAAGGCAGAUUUAGCGAAGAUCUCAGCCGUAGAUAUUUCCAGCAAUUAAUCUCAGCCAUUGGAUACUGCCACUCACGUGGGGUCUACCACAGGGAUUUAAAACCAGAAAAUUUAUUACUUGACGACAAUUGGGACUUAAAAGUUACUGAUUUCGGGUUAAGUGCUGUUACGGAUCAGAUCCGACCCGAUGGGUUGCUCCAUACACUUUGUGGGACCCCUGCUUACGUGGCACCUGAGAUUUUAGCUAAGAUAGGUUAUGAUGGUGCUAAGGUUGAUAUUUGGUCAUGUGGUAUUAUACUUUUUGUGUUCAAUGCUGGGUAUUUACCUUUUAAUGACACAAAUUUAAUGACUAUGUAUAGGAAAAUUUACAAAGGUGAAUUUCGUUGCCCUAAAUGGACUUCACCCGAGUUAAAAAGGUUGUUGACCCGAUUACUCGAUACCAACCCGGUUACCCGUAUCACUAUUGAGGGGAUUAAAAAUGACCCGUGGUUUAAAAAAGGGUAUCAAGAGGUGAAACCGGGUCAGGAAUUCGAAUUCCAAUCCGGGUCGGAUCCGGGUCAUGGGUUCAAGUCCGGGUCUGGUCAUGCCGGGAAAUUCUUGAACGCGUUUGAUAUUAUAUCGUAUUCAUCAGGUUUUAAUAUCUCGAGUUUGCUUAGAGGUAACGGUGGAUUAGUCGAUAAAGAACGUUUUGUGUCGAUGGAUUCGCCCGAGAAGAUAAUCGCGAAAUUUGAGGAGGUGGCGGAGGAAGAGGAGAUGACGGUGGUGCAGAGGAGUAGCGCCACCGUGAAAGUGGAGGGGCAAAAUGGUAAUUCUGAAUUAAUGGUGGUGGUUAACCGGUUAACGGAGAAACUGGUAAUAGUGGAAAUUGAAAAAAGGGAAAAUGAAGGUGAAAUAUGGAAGAAGAAAUUUAAACCGAAGAUAAGUCGAUUUGUUUAUCAAGGGGAAGGAUUGGUUUCUGGUUGCUGAAAAGGACAUUGGCCUAAUUCUUUUAUGAAUUAAUCUAAUAAUUUAGUGAUUAUUUGGAGGGAUCCAAAUUUGAAAAAGAACAGAUUAAUGCGUUUGUACUAUUAUUAUGCUGCUUGUAGUAUUAAUGUUAUACUUUUCCAAAAGUUAUGACAACCAUAUUUAUUUUAUAAAAGCAUAAAAAGGAACACCGGGUUAUUCAUCUUGUUUUUGCCCGGUAAUUUUUUUCCAAAUAUUGUUCAAAUGAUAAGAUAAUUACUCUAGACUCAGAGGAUUGAUGUAUUGGAGAUAGAAAGUUACUUCCGAGGAUAGAUGCAAUUGAGACAGGAUGUGACAUGAUGAAAAAUAGUUACUCCAUUCGUUUCACUUUGUUUGA